UUUCAUCGUGUGCUAAGAGGCAUUUUCAAGCCCUUCGUAGCGCCUUAGCUGCAUAAUAAUCAUAGAAAUAAUGUCGCCGGCCAUGUCAGGAGAUUACUUCUCGCACAGCACACUUUCGAAUUUUUCUCUUUUUCAAAGCACAGGUUGAUCUGCAUCCACGUUCUUCAUGAGCUUGCAAGUGUCAAUCCGAAAGUCCCAGGUGAACGAAGAUCCGCCACAGUGAUCACCGGGAGGACCGUGCCGUUCUGUCCUCCACAUUGAAACGCUAUGGCCAACUAUGAGCUCAAUGCCAAGGAGGGGCGAAAUGUAGUCAUUGUGGUCAGUGUGCUGGGGGCCGUCGCGGUGCUUUCGGUGGUCCUGCGCAUCGUGUCUCGAAAGAAGAAACACCUAAGGCUGGCAUUAGAUGAUUAUCUUAUGGUUUUAGCCUUGUGUUUUGUUCUGGCGUCGACAGUCCUUGUCAUAACCUCUGUCACACAAGGGGGAGUCGGCUUUCAUGCGUCCGACAUUGCAUUGACCGACGUCGAGUACACAUUGAAGAUCAUCAUUCCCUGGCAGGCACUGUACGGAGUCGGUCUUGCGCUUGUCAAAUCCUCCGUGAUGCUCCUGUACUACCGGCUCUUCGGAACGAAGAAAAGUCUCCGAAUCGCCAUCUACGCCACCACCGCCAUCGUGUGGGGUUGGGCCCUGAGCAUCGUCCUCGAGUCUCUCCUGCUGUGCAUGCCCUUCGCAUACAAUUGGAGCCGGGCAGUCUCUGGUGGCCAUUGCGCCAAUCGCAACGUUGCGUUCGUCGUGGCUGGGGUGCUGAACAUAGUUACGGACUUCAUCAUCAUGCUGCUUCCUCUGCCUUACGUAUGGACACUGCAGCUGCCCGUGGGGCGGAAGCUUGGGCUGGCUUUGGCGUUUUGCUUGGGACUGAUUGUCAGUGCCAUUAGCAUAAUCCGCGUGGUGAGCCUUGCGCACAUCAAUUUUAUGGACCCCACACACUCGCUGCCCCUGCCGUUUAUGUGGACCAUUGUCGAAGAGCAGUUGACAAUUGUCUGUGCGAACCUCCCGCUCGUACGGCACUUGUUCGCGGCCAUCCUGCCAGCGAGAUGGUUUGAUUCUCCACGACGGCCAGCAGUCGAGUCCUCUGGCCGGAUGCAAUUCCCCAACGGCUCGAAUGAGGCUCCCAGCAUGUCCUGGAUGAGUCAUGGUGUUGUGACGGCGGAGUUUCUUUUCAGAGGAAUGCUCUUUGAACGGAAGUCCGCGCCAUCAUGGUGGUCGACUGAAGACAGCCAGGACGGUCACUCUGAUGUGGAACUUGCGGCACGCGGGGCGCCUCCGGGUGGUAUUAAAGUCUUGACAACUCUGGAGUGGCGCCGGGAAGUUUGACAAGGGUUGAUGAAUUGUUCUUGGGGACAUACAAUCAGCACUGUCAUAGCC
Molecule: messenger RNA, 1422 nt
Organism: Aspergillus heteromorphus CBS 117.55
Lineage: Eukaryota; Fungi; Ascomycota; Eurotiomycetes; Eurotiales; Aspergillaceae
Exons: 5
Coding region: 268-1371 (367 amino acids)
Source: RefSeq, a predicted model, not a curated record